GUAAAAAAUAGAAGAGAAGUAAUUUAAUUAGCAAUUCUUUUUUAUUGGAAAAACGUUGCCAUUGUACCUAGGUAUACAAUACUUGUUGUAGGAAAAAACUAGUCUGUCAGUUUCAUAUGUCAGCCAUCUGUCAGAGUUGAAGUAAUUUCGGUUCGGACUGAUAUAUCGUAUUUUCGAUUGAAUUUAUAAUUGUAAUGACUGUAAUUUAAACAACAGUGAAUUUAAAACACAAAAAUCAGUUAAUUUUUUUAACAUUACUUUAAAGCCGCCUUUAUUAAUCUUAUCGCCGAAGCCAGAUAUCUUGAAAACAUGAAAGCUACACUGAUAUUCGACAGUGUAAACAAUCUGUUGUUUUCAAAAUGGGAUGAUUCUUUUUUGCAACGUAUGAAAUCUCUAAAUGAAGAGAGUUCAGAUGGGAAUAUUACUGACAGUUAUAAUGUAGCUCAAUUGUUAUCACCUAUAAUAACAUCACAGCGCAUAAUGGCUGCGCAAUUUGGAAAUACAUAUUCCUCUAUGCAGUGUAAGGAUGAUACUGUUAUUGUCUUCGAUGAGUUCCUUGAUCAUGUAUUCAUGAUUAUUACUAAAGAUGAUAUAGAUGAUGCUCAAAGAGAGCUAUUAGAUUGCAAAACAUUGGUACAGCAUAUAUGCGGACAAAAUAUAGAUUUGUUACAUUCCCCUGUUUACCAAGGUUGGUUGUCAGUGUUACUGGAUAGCCGUACCAAGGGUGACUCCAUACCUGGUGCCAGCGGUGUUAUUGGUGAGAGUGGAGCCACAGCAUCUGCAUUAAAUGCUCUCAAAUCUAUCUCGAAGGAGAUCAAAUGCGCCUCAUACCAACAUUUUCACCUGCUAUUGUUUGUUGGUGAUAAAAUGCUUGCAUUGUAUUCAAGCCGAGGAAGUGAGGAUCUGAUGCCACCUGAUCUCAUUCUGCUCAGUAUUCAAUGUAUUGCUGCGCAGGAGCAUUGGAGGAAUGCAAACAAAUCUAAUGCUGAUAUUGCAUCUAAUUCUUGGCUACCAUGGUUGUCAGAAGAGAACAGUGGGAUAGUGAAUCUGUGCGCGGGCGCGGCCGUGGCGCCGUGCGCGCCGCACUCGCUGCACGUGGCCGAGCUGGCGCCGCGCAUCGUGCUGCUCGUGCUUGUCGAUAUGGAGAUGAGGGACAUAGGCAUCGCGGCUCACAUGUCCAGCCAGAUACUGUCGAAUCUGGAAAGACUGUUACUGCAAAGAAACUUGGAAAUGCUGCCCAGUACAUUAGAUAACCUGGAAGCUGCAGUUAAAAAGACUACAGAUGCUCUACGUAAAAACAAAUCAAACGCCAACCUCUGUGCGAGACUCACCAGCCGUAUGCUAGAGCUCCGUAAGUCGUGUACCACGACCACGCCGCUCACGCCCGAGACCACGGCCACGGCCAUGAGGACCGCGCUCGACGCCCUGCUGGACCACCUCAGACCAGACAUACCCAGCCUCAAGAUGGACCAGCCGCUGAAAGACCUCACCAAUACACUGGCGCCCUACAUCGACUUUCUACGCGUCAAAGCGAUGCGAUACUUUAGCUUGGGAUCGGGCGAGACGGACGCGAGUUCCCUAACGCUGCACAAGUACCUGUCAGAGUUCCCUGGACUCGUGCACUUCGUAUGGGACAUUGUUUUUGACUAA
Messenger RNA from Papilio polytes (common Mormon), 1650 nucleotides. RefSeq lists its product as uncharacterized. Gene Ontology annotation, cellular component: BLOC-3 complex. Gene Ontology annotation, biological process: vesicle-mediated transport. The transcript is spliced from 10 exons. Gene Ontology annotation, molecular function: guanyl-nucleotide exchange factor activity. Lineage: Eukaryota; Metazoa; Arthropoda; Insecta; Lepidoptera; Papilionidae. The record is from RefSeq and is a predicted model, not a curated record. The coding region runs from base 310 to 1650 and encodes 446 amino acids.